AUGAGUGAGGCACGCCAGAUUCAGAGCAUGAUUGACUUCAUUGAGCGCGAGGCGCAGGAGCGGGCGGAGGAGCUCGACGCCGCCGCCCAGGAGGAGUAUGAUGUGGAGAAGAUGCGUUUGGUUGAGGUGGAAAAGGUGAAGGUGCGGGCCAGCACGGAGCAGAAGAAGAAGCAGGUGGACAUUGACCGCAGGGUCGCGAGGGCAAACUUCUCCAAGACGCAGCGGCUGCGUGUCAUGGAGGAGAGGUCGAGGAUCAUGGAUGAACUGAGGGAGAACACGCGGCGGAAGAUUGCUGCUUUUGUGAAGGACACUAGCAGGUACCAAAAACUUCUUCUUGAACUCAUUCAUCAGGCGCUUCUUGCGGUGCGGACGGAUGCCGUCAUUCAGUCCCGGAAGGAGGAUGAGGCCGCGGUGCAAGGCAUGAUCAAUGACGCAGAGCAGUGGUACAGGAAGACGGUAGGAUCGAAGAUAACCGUGACGCCGAGCAAAGAAUAUCUCAACACGGAAGAGGCCUGGGGUGGCGUCAUUGUCACGUCUCAUGAUGGCCAUAUCAUAUGUAACUUGACGCUUUCAUGCAGGAUGCGGAACUGCUUUGAAGAUCAGCUUCCUGCGAUACGGUACUAUCUUUUUAACUCUGACGCAUCCGUUUAA
Messenger RNA from Trypanosoma cruzi, 651 nucleotides. RefSeq names its product ATP synthase, putative. Gene Ontology annotation, biological process: proton transmembrane transport. Lineage: Eukaryota; Euglenozoa; Kinetoplastea; Trypanosomatida; Trypanosomatidae. Gene Ontology annotation, cellular component: proton-transporting two-sector ATPase complex, catalytic domain. The record is from RefSeq and is a predicted model, not a curated record. Gene Ontology annotation, molecular function: proton-transporting ATPase activity, rotational mechanism. Bases 1 to 651 code for a protein of 216 amino acids. The transcript has a single exon.